CAAUUGAAUAUGCUGGUUCACACAUUCACCCCUUUGAGCCGUGACUCUGUCUCGCCACCAUUGCUGGUCAAGUUAUGCAUUGAUCGACGUUGUGACAGGAACAUGAGCAGCACUCCUUGCAGUCACUAGAAGAUAUGCUUCCAUGUCCAUCCUUCGCACUCUUCUACAUGUCUCCGAAGGCUCAUAGUCAGCGCGAGCCCCGUACGAUAAGGAAUGUUCAUCCAUCUCUGAAGUCUACCUACCGAGCCCGAACGCUCGGGCCAUUGCUGUCCGCGUGUUGUGUUGGUUGGUCAGCGCCUAUCGCUCUGCGGCCAUGGGACACGGCCGGACUGAGCAACAUAGCCAUGCAAUGCUGUACAUCAGCUUCGAUCAUACCUUCGUGUUCCACGACUGACGGAGACUAAGAGAGUUGAUUGAGAGCUCUGCGUAGCCUUUACAACUGUCUACGGUGCCAAUCAAGUGCCGGAACUGCUUACGCAUCGGACAAUCCCCCGCUUCGGUACUGUCACACGGCGGGUAUUUCACUCAGCGGCAGGCCA
Microstroma glucosiphilum is the source of this 539-nucleotide messenger RNA. RefSeq lists its product as hypothetical. The record is from RefSeq and is a predicted model, not a curated record. Lineage: Eukaryota; Fungi; Basidiomycota; Exobasidiomycetes; Microstromatales; Microstromataceae. The transcript has a single exon. Bases 135 to 404 code for a protein of 89 amino acids.